Molecule: messenger RNA, 1260 nt
Organism: Rosa chinensis
Lineage: Eukaryota; Viridiplantae; Streptophyta; Magnoliopsida; Rosales; Rosaceae
Exons: 1
Coding region: 1-1260 (419 amino acids)
Source: RefSeq, a predicted model, not a curated record
AUGCGCCAUGUUAACUGUGAUCCCCAGUUUGCUGCGAUCGCCUUCCGAGAGGGGUUGCUUUUGGGGACACCAUUAUACGAAAGUUUGUUGCGGGAUCCGCCAAAAGACAUGGAUGACGUUAUCACAAGGGUUGAGGGAGAGAUCAGAAUUGAAAGGGCCAAAGAGGCACGCGAGGCUCGUUACACCAGCGUUGUUGCCUCCGGCGAUGAAAGAAGGCAAAAUAGAGGUAACCACCCCGGCGUAAGGACGGACAACCGACACCACUACGAGGCAAAGCCUCGAACUCGCCCACCGAAGGAAUGGUUCACCUUAAGCCCUACGGCCACAUUCAGGAAACACCAACAUGAAGGGCUCUUCACUAAACCCUCACCUCAACCAGAGUCAAGAGACGCAUUCGAACGGACCAAAAAUUGCCCUCUCCACGAGGCGUUCGGGCACGGGUUGUCCAAAUGCGAAGCGCUGCGGCCAUCCAUCUCAGAGUUAAUGAAGGCAGGGAAGUUGCGUGAAUACCAAUCCAACAACCAUGCCGAUGGAGAAAGGGCAGCAGACAAGGUUGAAAGCAGAAUCCCAGCAAAAGGCACGGAACCGAUCAUCAGAGAAAUAUUGGCCAUACAUGGAGCCCCUUAUACCGCUGUGGAGGAGGAAGUGCGCUUAAGGUCGGAAACCCGCCAAGCAGAAAAGAUUCGUCGAGUAUGCCAGAUCACUGAUAGCCCCUUGGUGGGGCAGAACUUGGCCCCCACAUCGGUAAUUAGUUUCUCCGCAGCAGACACCGUUGGCAUCCAGUUUCCCCACUGGGAUGCCUUGGUGGUGUCAACCCAAAUCGCGGACGCCCUCGUGCGACGGAUAAUGGUUGACGCCGGGAGCAGCGCCGAUGUCAUAUUCUGGGAAGCAUUUGAGCAGCUCGGAUUAGACAAAACGCUCAUCCAUCCCAGCAGGGCCCCGUUGACGGCCUUUGAAGGUUCCGAAGUAUGGCCUGUGGGCGGGAUUUCAUUACCAGUGACGACGGGAGGGAAAACUGUGGAGGUCGAUUUCGUCAUUGUCAAAAGGUCAUCGGCCUACAAUGCCAUCCUAGGCAGGGAUUGGCUCCAUAGGAUGGGAGUCGAGGCUUCAACUAGGUGUCAGGUACUCAAGUUUAUUUCUGAUGACGGCCAACAGGUGAUAUCGGUUCGAGGCGAUCAACUGCUCUCCAAGAAGUUGUAUGCCAUGGAAAUCAAACGCUCUCCGCCGCCAAAGAAGGGUGAGGAGGAUCCAUCAGCAUAG